Molecule: messenger RNA, 21612 nt
Organism: Lymnaea stagnalis (great pond snail)
Lineage: Eukaryota; Metazoa; Mollusca; Gastropoda; Lymnaeidae
Source: the annotation of a GenBank genome assembly
GACAUUGCACCAGAGCAACUCCCUGACGCCUUUGCGGACUUUUUCAUCACCAGGGUGCAAAUGAUCAGGGAGGAGCUAGACAGCGCGACCCCUACACCUUCCUCACCGUUCUCGGAGGACGUUAGUCAGACAGAAUCAUUUGAUAGUUUUCUGCCUGUGACUGAGGAUGAGGUGAGGCGAGUCAUCAUCAGGUCUGCUCCCAAGUCUUGUGCCCUCGAUCCUAUCCCCGUCCCACUGCUUGUAGAAUGCCUUGACGUCCUCCUCCCAGCACUCACCUCCAUCAUAAAUUCUUCGAUUCUCUCUGGCAUAUUCCCUCCCAUUUUUAAACGGUCGAUUGUCCUGCCACUCCUAAAGAAACCCUCACUUGAUCCAAACACACUCAAGAAUUACCGCCCCGUCAGCAACCUCUCCUUUCUCUCAAAAAUCAUAGAAAAACUCAUACUCUCUCAGCUCUCUGGCUAUCUUCAUUCUCGCAAUCUCUAUCCUUCCUCUCAGUCCGCCUACCGACUUGGUCAUAGCACAGAAACAGCACUGGUCCGAGUCAUGAGUGACCUCCUGCGCGCGAUGGACGAUGGCAAACUCUCUAUUCUCACUCUGUUAGAUCUCUCUGCUGCAUUUGAUACCAUUGACCACCAGAUUCUUCUUGACCGCCUUCAUCUUUCUUUCGGACUUACUGGCUCAGCUUUAAACUGGUUUCAAUCAUAUCUUUCUGACAGAACUCAAAAAGUUUCUAUUUCAAACCGCUCUUCCAAACCUUCAGCCCUGUCUAUUGGAGUUCCUCAAGGAUCGGUCCUUGGGCCGGUCCUUUUCAUCCUCUACACUAAACCUCUAUCAUCUCUCAUUAGCCACCACUCAGUUUCCAGUCAAUCCUUUGCUGAUGACACUCAAAUCAGUGACUCUUGCUUUCCUGAUCAACUUGAUGCCACAAUCCUUCGCAUACAGGAGUGCGUGGACGAUGUAAAGCGUUGGAUGACUUGCAACAAACUGAAGCUAAAUGAUGAUAAAACGGAAAUCCUUCUCAUCCACUCUCAAAACAAACCUCUCCCUCCAUUCGCUCCUUCUUCUAUAUCUAUUGGCAACUCUGACAUCACACUCUCUCCCUCUGCCAGAAACCUUGGAGUCACUCUUACGGACACCCUCUCCAUGGACAAACAUGUCACGAAUAUAUGCAGAUCAGCAUAUAACGAAAUUAGAAAAAUCAGCACCAUUAGACACCUCCUCUCCUUUGAUGCCACAAAAACUCUCGUCUCUUCACUCAUUCUUUCAAAAUUUGACUACUGUAACAUUCUUCUCUCAGGCAUUCCUCAACACCACAUAGAAAAACUUCAGAAGGCACAGAACUCAGCAUGCAGACUCAUUUUUAAAUCAAAGAAACAUGACCACAUUCAACCACACAUGCGGCAACUCCACUGGCUUCCAAUAUCCUCUCGCAUCAAAUACAAGUCUGCCAAUCUUUGCUUCAACUCGUUCACUGACCCUCACUUUCCUGUCUAUCUCUCUGAACUGUUGCUUCCUUACAUCCCCACAAGACAACUACGUUCUUCCAUUGACAGUAGAACCCUCUCAAUCCCAAGAACUAAAACUAAGACCAUCGGUGAACGCUCCUUCUGCUUCCAUGGGCCCACGUUCUGGAACCAGCUCCCCUUCCAUAUACGUCAUAGUGAAACCUCGUCCAUUUUCAAAAAGUCCCUUAAAACUCAUCUGUUUAGGUCCGCCUAUGACCUGUGAUGCACCCUCCUUGCCCUACCUCAUUUUCUGUUUCGGGUUGAUCCUGAAGUGUCAAAGUGUCUCAUUUGCAUUUACUUAGUUUACAUGUUUUAAUAAUUGUAAAGCGCUUAGAGCUUUAUGAUAAGCGCUAUAUAAAAAAUUCCUAAAUAAAUAAAUAAAUAAAUAUUGGCAUUUGUAAUUGAAAUUUUCAUUGAAAUAUUUUAAUGAAAGCUUUUUAAUUUAAUUAAAUCAGUAAUCAAUUUUUUUAAAAUCCCAAUAAAAGUGUCAAGGAAAAGAGCGUCAAUACACGUCACUACCCUCUCUAUAUUGAGCCAAUGCGACUAAACAGUGGAGUAUUUAUGGAGCGCAUUCUGGAUUUAUUGUGAUAUAUUAUGCACCUCUUACCAUGGUUUACUCGCAAAACUUAGUUGCUUUGCCCCAGUUAUUAUAUAAUAUAAUUGAAAUACAGACACUGAUAGCAAUAAAUAGUAUUUAUAGAUGAAUACAUUUCUGAUUCCGUGUUCAUGAAAUGUGUAGAAAAAUCUGUCGGUGGCUCCUCUUUAUAGUAUAUUCUCUACUUUUGUACGGUAUAUCGAUUACGCUUUACUAAUCAAUGGCGUAGUUAGGUUUGGUGUCACCUCCCCCCCCUCCCCCCGACUACCAAGAUGGAUUUCGUCUUGUUCAAAUAAGCCCACAGUAUAACAAUGACAAGAAGAAAAACAGAUUAAUUGAAGGUCAGGAGGUCAAUGUUUUUCAAACUGUAACAUCGUUAAGUUAUUAUAGUUAUUUUUAACUAUAAUAAAAAAUUUAAAAUUUUUCAAUCGCUUGAUCAAAAUCAAUAUGCUUCACCGUAUCACUUUAAAUUUACAUUAGAGCCAGCUCGAUAAGCCUUAGUUUUGAAAAGCUCCGCUCACAUGAAGCCACAGACACACAGAUCGUAGGAAAGAAUUGAGAGCAUUGGAAGAAAUUCUAGGAAGUCCCUUUCAGCUAUGCUGGCAUCCGUCCGUCACAAUACAGCUUGGCACGAGUGACGUCGCAGGAGUUGUCGGAAUGUUUCAUUGUAUCAAUGUUAUCCGCCUUUCGGGACUCCAUCUCCGGGUUUGAUUUCAGAGUUUCCUUCUCUUAGAUCUCAACGGCAGGUUCCAAUUGCUCAGGGUAGUACCCGGGGUGCUGGUGGUGUUUUUGCUCUAGCUGGAAUUGAACUCCAGACCACCAACUUGAGAUUUGCUCAGUUUAGACCACUCGGCCACCCAGCACCCAGCUAUGAAUUUUAAAAUAUCAAAUAACUUUGUGAAAUUCAAUAACAGCUGCAAUUAGGUGUCUUCUAAGUCUUUGUAUUUCUUUUAAAAAGCUCAUCUUCUGAUAAAUCAAAGAAAGUGGUUAAUUUUGGAACGAACACCAAUAAUUCUGCUGAUGCUAGACUCUUGGGUUGAAAAGCAGCAAACAAAUCUGCUACUUCCUUGAUCGCUGAUGAUCUGAUCUGGAGUUCAGAAUGAAAGUGAUCCAUUCACUCCAUCAUCUCCCUAAUGUUUUCUUCUCACAUAGAGAGUCCAGCAUCUAUCAAUUUGCUCCUGCCAUUCUCCGCUUAAACUUUAAUCUUCUCUCUACCGAAAUUCCAUUUUGGUCUGAAUUUAAAAGUGUCUUUUCAAUAGUAUAUUCUACCAAGUGACAGCGCAUCUCGUGCAGAAACAAUCUUAAGACCUCUAGGUCGGUCACCACUUUGUCAAGAGUAAAGCCUUUAGUCUGUAGAUACUGCUGUGUAAGAUUAACUUCCUCAAGAAGAUCAGCUCAAAGGUAAAGGUAGCAGAUAAAAGUGAAACAAAAGACAGUAUGUAAAAGACCUUGUGCUUUGCCUCUUUGUAUGUUCAAAUGGAUCACUUAGAACUUCAAUCGCCGCCACACAUUCAUAAACAUUUAUCAAACUUACCUUUCACUGAUUUAACAGCAGCCUGAUGAGCACUCCAACAUGUUGUUGACAGACUUUUCACCGAUAGUCCAGUGUGUUCAAAUUGGAUUGUUUGCAUGUGUGGAAAAUUUACGAGUGAUUGGUUAUCCUUUUAUGAAAUUCGGUUAGAACAAGCAUUGCUUGCGUGCUCUGUAAAGGCGCAAUUUUUCAAUAUUGUGUCACCUCCCGAGAUGGUGUCACCCGGUGCAGCCCGUUACCACCGCACACCCUUGCUUCGCCACUGUUACUAAGGACAUAUUUCUAGUUGUUAACAGCCGCUUGAACUGUUUGACUGACGUCUAUUCAUGACUCUUCUACUGUUUGACUGAUGCUUAUUAAUAUUGAAAUGUAUAUUUUUGUUUCCGACAGAAGUACACCAACACUCCCCCCAGUCUUGCAACAUUAGAGACAUUACCCUGCUGUUUAGGAACAGUAAAAGUCAUCAUGGUCUUCUUAUUUCAUUGGACGAUGCUUGUCACGAGUGUUACCUGGAACGGUAUGUAGUUUACCCAACAUUUUUAUUAAUAUUAUUUAAGUUUUAUAUAAUCAUAGCAAUUAUCUUACAAUACAAAUGUUAAAAUACAUAUUUAAAAAAAACAAAACACAUUUAAUGUUUAUGCUUUUGUUAUUAACAUUUUGGCCAUGGGUGGGUCAAGGGAUCUAAACUUUAGAUAUGAUUCAAUGGAAGCGCAAUGGCGUAUAUAGCUAUUGUGGUGUAGAGGAGCCACCCCGAGCUUGAUUUUAAAAGAAACGUAAAAGGAGAGAAAGCACGAUAGAAAAAAGGAAGGUGUAUCAUAAUAUCCUUUUACUUCUCAAGUCAUAUUUGGCAAAAGUUGUAUCAACAAAAGCUUUAAAAGCCAAUGCAGUGGUCAUCAUGGAUCCAUUAAACUUUUAUUCAAAUGAUCCAAAUAUUAAAACAUUCAAUAUUUGUAAAAACUUAUCCAAAUAUAAAUUGAAGUCAUGUGUCACUUUAUUACAGCCGUAGUUCUAUCUCAAAAGAUAGAACUUCACAGCUUAAGCUUUGACAACAGCGAAACUUUGUGUAACAAUGGAUUGUUAGCAUCAAUAGACGCAUUCUCAUUCAACUGCACAAUUGAUCUUGAAGGAUCAGGACAGAAUUCAACGUUCCUUUACAUUGAAACAACGAAAGAACACAGCAACGAAUCUCAACGUGUAAGUGUAACAAAUGACAAAGAAAGUUAGCAGAUAAGGGAGAUCAUUUCUAAUUUAACCUGGACAUAUUUAAAAUGCAUAUUAAGUUAUCGUUCAAUUAUUGCCAUUAAAAAUGCAACAAAUCUCAAUAUCUUAGCCCAAAACAAAAAUAUUAGCAAAAAAUGGAAACGGGUUGGGGGGAGGGGGGGGGGGUGAAAACACAGUUGUAAAAAUGACAGACAUAUUUAUGAAAGUUUUUCUUUGGGCUGUAACUGACCACGCGAAGCUAAACACUUGAAUUUAAAAAAAAAUUAUUGUAGAUUCGAUUGUACGGCGAAAAAAAUGAAGAGGAAAACAUCAUUUAAUAUUUUCUUCCAAUGUUUCCAAGUACCGGUACUUUUAAAAUGUUCCUUUCUUAUAUAGUAAGAUAUUUUGCAUAGCUUGCUAAAUAAAAGUAUAAGGAUAACAGUAAAAUAUUGGUUUUAAAAGUACUGCUUAUGAGUGCAGAAAUAAAAAGUGCUUUUUAUAAUGAAACUAAAGGAAAGAGAAAUUCAUUAUGGGUGCACUCACCACGAUAUAUCUCCAGAAAUUUAAGUGGGCAAUCAAUACAUUGCUUUUAAUAGGUUAUCUAUUUCUUCAAUUAUUUAAUGUGAGUGCCGAUUUCCAUCAUCCCAAGAAGAAGUCAAUUGAUGACUAAAACAGUUUCAGCUCCAGUAUUUAUCUUAUUAGUUCACGUUCUCUGCCCCUAAAAAAAAAAAAGAGUCGAUACGAUUAGUUAUAUGACCAUGGAAUAAAUCGUUCAAAAUAUUUGUGAAAAUCUCGAUUUUUUUUUCUGACGUAAUCUAAGCUAAUUUGAGAUUUAUUACUAAUUGAGAUACUUUAAAAUAUAUUUUAUUACAAUUUUAUUUUAAGCAAAAAGCGUUGCACUGAAUGACCUCCUCUCUCUCCAAUCACGUCAGAUACCAAGUUUAAUUAACAUCAGGCAUUUUUGGACAGACGAUACAAAUCUGAAAUUUCAUAUGAAAGGCACACAUUGUUACCACCAUAACAUUUGUAAAAAUAUUUAUGUAUGCUCUGAAUCUCAGAAUUUUGACAACGGAAUGAGUUAGAUAACAAAAAUGCAAUGUGCUCAUCAAUAAGCAAAAAAAAAAAAAAAAUGCCAAUUGAACCAUUAUAUAGAACUAGAAAAAAGAUGUUUUAAAAUAGUAAACGAGAAAUCGCAACCAUUUUUUCUCAUUUGAAAUUAUGUAUUUCACUUUUUCAACCAUUAAAGUAAUUGCAAAAUAAUAUUUUGAAUUUUAAGCUGCUAUUGAAUAUAAAUGGCAAGAGCUAAGUGUACAUUACAAAAUUAAAAAGUAUGCUUGUAUUUUUCUUUCAGUUAUUAAGUCUUCACCUCCCUUUUGACUGUACGGCCUCCAGUGAAAGCACAAAAUCCUACUGUACUCAAACAGCACAGAACACAUAUAACAUUAUGAUGAAAUUAAAAGCACUUGCAAUGUUCAGUAAUGCAAAGAUAAGAGGUUACUUAGGAGCUUCAAAUGGGGAUACACUAUACAGCAAUGUUAUAGAAAUGACUGCAGUUUAUGGUGAGAAUUUAAAUUAUACCCUACCUAAAAUAUUAAUAUGUGACAUUGUUUAAAGUUAUUCUUAAAACAAAGAGCUUUGUCGAUAUAUAAACAUGUAUGACAUUCAUGCCAUGUGUUUUCAAGGUUACACCACUCUGGAUCUUGGAAAAGAAAACUGAUUCAGGCUCAUGGGAUUCGACACAACAUGUCAUGUUCUCAUUCACUUGUUGAGAAUGUUAAACCUUUUUCCCGCUCCCUCCUUGCACGACCAAUCAAAUUGGACUCGCUAUUCCUCUCUUCCGUCCCCAUUUUGCUUGCAUUAAAUCUCUCACUUACUUAAGUUCUAUCACAUUCCACUUGCUGUCCUUUCCGAUGCUGCAUUGCAGCUAAAUGUCUAUUUUUAUAUUUUACAUUGUUUUUACUGUUGUGUGAUCGCCGAAGAAGACUUCUUGUCGACACGUUCAUUGUUUUGUUGCCAGGUUUACCCAUAAUUUACUUCCUUCCAACCUGACUGCACUCUCCCCCUUUAUUACCAUGUGUUAUGCUAGCAUCAGAGCUGAAUAGCUAAAGAUGCGGUUUGUCAAAUCUGUUUUUUUUUUUUAAUUUAAAGAAUAACAAUGGUUGCAAUGAAUGAGUAGUUGGUUCGAAUUUUUAGAUCAUCUUUAUUAUUGUAUCAUCGUAAUAAAUUUAUAAAAAUCCUUUUAGCCCACGGCCCUGUAGGGGCUACAACACGGGUGUAUUACCAUCAUUAUCUAUGGACAAUGAUUAGACAGCUAUGUGUCCUUAUUUUGACUGUACCCAGUUCCUCAAACACCUUAAUUCGACUAAGUAUCAUAUCAAGGAAAAAUUAGAUGCAAUCAUAUUAUAAUGUUCAAAGACAUAAUCUCAGUCAUGCAUUUACCAUAAGAUCAAACGAAACCAUGUCUUUUGGGUAACAGAUCCCGAAGAGGCAGCAUAAAAUCAAAGCAUUGAAAUUAUAAUUAAAAUGUGAUAGAGAUUUAUUGAACCCAGUCUAAUUAUAAAAUAUACUUACAAUUAUGUGCAUAAAAUCACAAAGGCGGCAUUUUAAGUUAAUUUUAUAAAAUGGCUUCUUGCCCUGAAACCUGAUUCUGCGUGUUCAGGACUUGUUUUAAAGUAGUUUUAUAUUAUUCUAGCUGUCACAUAGGUCAGCAUUGAGCUUGUUAUUUUAAGUCAUCCCUUGUCAUCAAAAGAAAAUAUCCUUCAAAAUUUCGCCCUAUGAUGACUACCUCCUAGUUGUGGGCUUGUUGCUUUUUUUUACGUCUCUCCGCUCCCCCUCCCCCCUAAUAUUUUAUCUAACAUUGUCAGAAUAAAUUACUAAAUAUACUUUAUAGAAUUUAGCUAGCGUUCCAAUAUCUCAUAAUAAUGAGUAGUAAUCUCUAGUAAAAUUAAUUUAUGUUUUGCGUCCUUUGUGCCAAAAACGCAGCCCACCCCAAUAUAAAGAAAAAAGUGCCACGGGAUGGACCGACCCCCCGCCCCCCUUUCCCUGACUUCCACCACCAUUGCUUGUACCCAACCUGAUUGCAGUCUUUCCCCGUUAUUAUCAUUAUGUUUGUUCAUAAUUUGUUUAGGUUUUUAAAGUAGGGGCUGUAAACAAUAUUUUGAGAAUCUAAUCAAAGGAGCGUCUAACAUAAUCUACUCUUAUGGAUGAAAUAGCAUAGGUUUCUUUUUUAAAUUUAUUGAAUAACAUAUUAUGUUACUAAAAUAUCCAUUAAAAUGAUUUGAGCUUAUGUCUUACAGAUCAAACUGAUGUCAUUGGAAAGAUAAAGGUUAAUAAAAAGAACAUGUCAAAUGAAGACCUCUUUAAUACAACGAUUGAUGUCAAAGAGUUAACGCUGGAAUUUGACUGUGUUAGUCGAGCCAUACCGUGUGCCAUACUGAUGCAAAUAAAUAGCUCCACUGUAAUAAACAAACGUGAAAACCAUGUUGUCUAUAGAGGGACGUUUAACGGUGGCGAUAAAAUAAAUGUAACAAUUAAGUAUGCUGCUUGUAGUCUAAACGGAAGAUAUAAUAGCUUGAACUUCAUUAUAAAAUCAGGUAAUUUUAUUUAUAAAGGGAUUUUAAAAUGUAUUAAUAAAUUAUAUUUCAUGUUAAAAUACACUGUAAUGUUCUUAUUGCAGCUUUAUGUUCUCAGUGCUAUUUAACCAUUAAUGUCAGAGGUUGUAGUACUCCCUCUUUGGGACCAAGCAAUUUGGACGCAGUCGUUGCAAAACUUGCUCUUUUGUAAUACAGACUCAAUACAUUACCUCCCCUAAGGCAAAAACCAACCAAUUCAGACUUAGGGGACCUUGACACCAUAUGGCAUGUAAGUCAUGUUCUCAUUCACUUGUUAAACCUUUCCUCCGGCCCCUCCUUGUUACGACCAAUUGCAGUGGACUUACUUUUCCUCUCUUCCGUCCCAUUUUGCUGGUGUUUAAUCUCUCACAUACUUAUGCUCUAUGACAUGUCUCUUGCUCUCCUCUUAGUUACAAAAUUGCAGUUCAGUAUUUAUUUUUUUAAUUUAUAUUUUUUCUGCUGUUGUUUGUUCGCUUAAAAGAAGGCUUCUUGCCGGCAGGCUCAUUGUUUCAUUGCAUCCUUUUUUCAAGGUUUUCCAAUAAUUUGUUUCUCCUAAUUCAUUUCACCUAACCUGAUUGUAGUCUCUCUCCCUUAUUACCAUUUAGACUUCUAGCUUUGUGACAAUUUAUAUCGAAAUAUGGAUGGCAGUUAGCUAAAAAUAGACAACCGAUCAUAUUAAUCCUCGGUUCAUUCACCACCGGAUAUUCUAUACUAUCUUAUAUAGACGGAAGUGUAACUAUGUAUUUAAUUCUGGUGAUUAUUGAAAAAUAAAUCUGUACUUUUAAAAUAUAGUCACAUUUAUUACCCGAGUAACACAGGGUAAUUUCCACUCUUUCCAAUUAUUCACAUCUCUGGCUAGGCUAUUUUUAAAACUAACUUUUUUAAAAUUAAAUCUUAUCAAAAUUUUUCUUUGCAGAGUUUAUUAUUUCUAGUACAAAUGGGGAAAACAUUGCCAUAAUUGUUGCAAGCAUUGGUUCAGUAAUAUUAAUUAUAUUACUUUUGAUUGGAACAUUGGUGAAGAGGUAAAACAAAUUGUUUCUGUUCGUCGUAAAAAUGUAAAAUAAAAUGUUUUUACUAGUUAUAUACAUAUUUUGUUAUAAUAGUUUUAAAUUGCUAAGUUCUUCAAUUAAUAAUGUUUACCGCAUAAUAACUUCUAAAUUUGAUACUAAAACAUUAAAUCCAUAUAACUGUAGAUUUUAAUUCCUUAUGGUAAAAAAAUGGAGUUAUGAUUCCCCCCACCCCCACCCCGGUCAGUGGUUUUAAGCAAGCUUUCAAAUCAAGCAAACUUCACAUAUAUGACAAUUGUUUUUCUUUGUGUUGUUUACUGUUGUGGAAAUCAUGCGAAUAUCUCCUGCAAAAUAGAGUGGUAGUUAAAAAUGGCACCCAUACUUAUUCUCAAUAGUUACAUAGGUUACAUAAAGGGUCGUUCGCAAAUUACGUCACGCUCAGGGGGAGGUCGAAAAUUUGUGACACUUUUUUGUGACAGGGGUGGGGGUAAACAAUGUGUUACGUAAAAAUUUUUAAAAUCUAAAAUUUUCUAAUUUUCAAACAUCUUUCUUCAAUUAAUUUGAGGUCGAAAUUGACCCAGGUAUGAUAAGUACCAUAAAACUCAGUCGCUCACACGUUCUGGACAUAUCGAAAAAUGACGCAGAAGCUUUUGCGUCCAGUUAACAUUCGGCUUUGGGAGGAUUUCGUUUUUUGCGUUUUACAUCACAGCUUUCUAAUUAUACUAAAUCUUAAUCCAUUAUGGGAAAAUGUUGAAGAAUAAAUUGAAAUCUUUGUUUAGUUAUGGAAAUUUUAUGUAUGUUUUGAACAUAAGUCUCUCCCCCCCUCCCCCCCCCACACACACACACAAUUUUAAUGGAUCUUAUACUNGGGGGGGGGGAAGGGAGGAGUAAAGCGUUUGUGACACUUUAUGACAGGGGGAGGGGCUCUGAAAAAAUAAUUUUUGCGUGACGUAAUUUGCGAACGAGCCAUAAGGCACUCAUAAAAUGAAUUAAUAAAUCCAUAAAUGAACUUUAAAUUAAUAUCGAGAGAUGGAAUUGGUGGUUAUAAACGCUUACAGCCAGCCUUUUUUUUACACGAUCGAACUUUUAUGGCCAUCCUACCCUGAUGGAAAGUUCAGUCAUUAUAUCUUGUUGAUUAUAUCCUGAGAAAAUUAUAAAAGCAGCUGUCACUCGAAUUAAAGGUAUGACUAGACAGGAUUCUUUUACAGCAACCCAUUCUGAAAAUAGGGAGAGGUCUAAAUUUAUUUUAACUUUUCAUCCCCAUAACCUUCAAGUUCGUUUUCUGGUUCACAAAAACCGGUCCAUUUUCAUAGCAGACCCUGUCACCAAUGAGAUUUAAAAAAAAAAAACGGGUCGCUUUUCCGAGGGACAAGAACCUUAAGGAGAUGUUUGUUACAAGCCACUCCUUGCUAUUUAAGUACAUUGGGGCACCAAAGUUGCAACCGUAGCGGUUUUAACACAUGUCCCUACGUGAUUGAAGUUGAUAAGAUCCCUUUCCCUCUGGAAAUAUUCAGAAUCAAAGAUGGCUUUACCUGCACAAGUCGCAACUUGAUUUACGCCAUCCUUUGUAAAAAGUGCGGUAAGUUAUAUGUAGGAGAGACAGGUCGUCCCCUUGGAGACCAGUUUAGAAAAACUCCUAUAACAUAAAUUUAAAUAUACAGGCUCUCUGUCCGGUCUCCAAACAUUUCAACAGCACUAACCAUGAUGGAAUUUUAGACAUCUGGUAUACUGUAUACAAAUAAUACACAGGAUAGAAUUUAUAUGGAUGAAAAAAUUAAUAACAAGAUUGGAUACGUUGACUCCAAACGGUAUAAACCAAAUCUACAAUUUUACGUAGCGGCUAUGUCUUUUUCCUGUGUGAUUUUUAAAUUUUACUUCCACUCCCUUCCUCUCCAUUCUGCUUAAAUUUGUUUUUGUCUGGGUUUGCGCCCAAUCUUACGAAUUAAACAAAAAUCCCUGAUGUAGGCCUAUACAUUCCUAAUAACUACAUUAACUUAAGAGCCAUACAUAAUGGGACCUGUAACGCAGCCAAAAGGGAUGCAGAGGUAAGGGCUGCCCACUGAAAUCAUUUGUUUACAUAAAAAGGGGCUUUUCAAUGAUAUAAUUUUUUUCCCGUUUUUCGAAAAUCUGUUUUUGUUUGUAUAAUAUCAGAAAAAAAAGUAAACACUACUUAAGAUGACUUUAAGCAAGAGUAACGAAAUCUCAAAUGUGUUUCCAUUCUUCGUCUUGUCCCAUCUUUUAUUGUAGUACAAAUCAAUAUAGAAUAUCUUAGAUAAUACAGAAAGGUGAUAUGUGGGAGGAUUUCUAUUGCGUCAAAAAAGCCACUUGGUUACCUAUUCAAAUGUGUUACAGUAACAACAGCUGCCUGUUAAGUAUCAAUAACGCCGAGGUCCAACAAUUUUUAAUCAAAAUUAUUUUAGUUUUAAUAUUUAAAAAAAAUAAAACUAAUCAACAGGGUUUCUAUUGAAUACCAACUAAAAACACACAUUGUGUCUAAUCACAUUCAGGUCAUUGAGUGAACCUUAAUUUUCACUAGCAUAUCUUCUAUUGCUCUCAGAUUAAGAGUAUAAUAAUUAAAAACUAAAUUAAAAUAUGCGCCAAAACACAUACCUGAAAUUUAAAUUUAUCAAAUUUGUCUGCUGAAAAACACAAACUGCGCCAAACCCUCCCCAAUUUUACCCUCUUCUCCGUCAAUAUCUCUCUGAUAUUUCUAUACCGUGGAACCAUUGACUCACGACACACAUACAUCACGAAUCUUGUCAACGCCACCUAUACAGGCGCGCGUUAAUGGUGUAUACACGUGCUGUGACGAACAUGUGCAGAACGAACCCUAUUUCGUACACCGACUGAGCAUACCUUUUAUUUCUAUAUCGUGGCCCAGUAGUCGACUUGUGACUGUCGUGAUGGUACGUUGUGUGAUUUCUUUCUUAAUAUUUUAAUCCAUUCACACUAACUAUGUAGAGCAAAAAAAGAAAGUGGUCCGACGAAUAUUUACAAUAUGGAUUCACAUGUAUAACGGAAGGUGAUGAGAGUCAGCGUCCUAACUGCAUGAUUUGCAAUGCCAAUUUGAGCAAUUCUAGUCUAGCACCGGCAAAACUAAGAGAUCACUUCAUUAAGCUGCAUGGAGAUGGAAAAUACAAGAACAAAACGCUCGCUGAAUUCAAAGUGAAGCGACCCAGAUACGAUGAAAAGGCUACUCUGUCUGUUCUCAGCUUUGUACCCAUCAACAAACCGGUCCUCACAGAAUCGUACGAAGUUGCUUACCUGAUCGCAAAGCAGGGCAAACCACACACCAUUGGUGAAACACUCAUAAAACCAGCCGUGUUGAAGAUGGCGAAUAUCAUGAUGGGAAAAGCAGCUGAAGUUUAGUUAUCCUAAAGUCCUCUUUCAAAUGACAUCAUCAGCGACAGAAUAGAGGACAUGAGCAAAGACAUCUUGGCUCAAGUAGUUGCAGAUCUGAUUUCAAGCACGGCAAAAUUGAGCCUUCAACUCGACGAGACCACAGACGUUUCCAAUCUAAGCCAGCUUGCCGUAUUCGUGCACUAUGUGAAAGACGACGCGAAAAAGGAAGAUUUUUUAUUUUCUAAGCCUCUUUCAACAACUAAGGCAGUCGAUGUGAAGAAACUUGUGGAUGACUUCUUCAAAGACAAUAAUCUUUUGUGGGAUAUGGAUUCUGCAGUUUGUUCGGACGGAGCUGGGAAGAAAGUUUGGUUUUGGUGGGCUAGUGAAAGCUGAUGCACCACACAUCAUUGUUACGCAUUGUAUUCUGCACAGGCAUGCGUUGGCAACAAAAACCUUGCCUCCAAAACUGGCAGAAGUAUUACAAAUUGUAGUGGAAUGCGUGAACUAUGUACGAAAUAGUGCUCUGAGGCACCGCAUCUUCAGUGAGCUGUGUAAAGAAAUGGGCUUUGAUUUCAAGGUACUUCUGUACCAUUCUAACAUUCGGAUUCUAUCCCGGGUUAGGUGCUAAAUCGUGUUUUUGCCGUUCGUGUGGAAUUAGCCCCGUUUUUUCAAGAGCACCAACAUUGUCAUGCAGAUUGCUUCAAAAAUUCUGAGUUCAUUCUCAUUUUAGCGUACAUGACUAAGAUCUUCGCAGCUCUCAAUCAUCUCAAUCAACAGAUGCAGAGCGGUGGAGUCAACAUCAUCGAAGCGGAAGAAAACCUGAAGGCUUUCUAAAAAAAAAAAACUACCGUUAUGGAAACGACGAACAGAGAACGAUAACUUUGCAAACUUUCCCCUUCUAGACGACUGUGUAAGUACGAUUGAAGAUGUAUCUUGAAUUUGAGACAUUUCUGUUCCCGUGGAACUGAAUCAAGCAAUUGCCACGUACUUAGAUGAGCUUGCAAAGUCUCUCGACGGAGACUUCCCUACAAGAGAAUCAUAUCCAGCAUGGGUAAGACAGCCGUUCUUGUUUAGUGUUGAGACAACAGAUGUCAAUGAUGAAUACCUCGAUGAAAUCAUUGAAAUUCAGCAGAGCCAGGUUCAACAUCAACUCUUCAGAACAGCAACGCUCUCAACGUUUUGGUGUCAACAAAUGGUCACGUACCUUGCUAUUGUUAUUGCUAAGAAAGCUCUUUAGAUUUUCAUACCGUUUGUUACAACAUUUCUUUGCGAGCAAUUCUUUUGGAGGAUGCUGGACAUAAAAACGAAGAAAAGGAACAGACUUUGUUGCCAAAAUGACAUGAGAGUGGCACUUGCCAAGGAGAAGCCGCGCAUUUCUGAAAGUGUCUCUGAAAGGCAACAGCAAAAGUCACACUGAUUUGUAGUAAAUAUUCAUUAUUAUGUUGUUGUUUUUUGGGGUUGAAAAUCAUGUUUUAAUGGUUUUGUUUUUUGAACAUAGUGAUGUUGAUGCACGGUUCAUCUUGUGCACUAGUAAAAUAUAUACCUAUGUUUUGAAUUUGAAAAAUAUCAUAUUUUAUUUUUCCUGUUAAGAAGGGUUCAGUGAAUGCACAUAUGAAACUGGUGGGGUUCAGUAUCUCCAAAAAGGUUAAGAACCACAGGUCUAAUUAUUUCAUAUAAAUAAAUUUUCCAGCCUUCAAUUGUUGUAAAAGGGAAUACAUCGAAGAGUAGACCAACAGUAUAAUAGUCUUCAUUUAUAUUAUUUUCUUUUGAGCCGUGAAUUUAGUAUCUUAAUUUUUGUUUGGGAUCAAAAUGACGCACUUAGACUUUGGCGCUCUAGGUAGUUGCCUGUAUUGCCUGUACCAAAUGCCAACCCUGCCUUCUGCACAGACAUUCUUUGUGUAACGAAAUGUUACAUUUUAAAUUAUUCUAUACUUUUUAGUGUGUUUAAACUCGUCUUUGAAAGAAGUGUUUUUUUUAAAUGAAAAAAAACAGUUUUAAAAAUAUCAUUAUUAGAACUUUGGCCCCCCCACCCCUAUUUUUUUCCAAGCGCCAAAACCUGGAAACGCUACUGAGUUAGAUUGCAAGAUACCAUUAAAAUAAAGAUACACACUUUCUAUGGCUCUGCAUUUACUAUGUGAUACAGGCCAAUGAAAUAGAAUUAGAUCAUAUUUAAAACGUGUUAUUUUAUAAUAAUUAUUUUUCCAAAUUCUCAUUACUUUUAGAUUUAACCUGCUCAGCUGUCAAAAGUGUAACCCAAAAACAGGUAUUUACACUUUUAAAUGUGCAUUUCAUUUAAUUUUUAACUUCUGAUUCAGAAUAAUGUUCUUUCCUGUAUUUUCACGCUAUUCUCGUUCAUUCAGUCCUCUAGGCUCAAGUUUCUAUAAAGCCACUGAUUCCGAAUACAUUUAAUGCUAUUGUUUUGCAUAAAAUCGCUUUAUUUUCCUCGGUUUCCUUUUCUCCAUAGCCUCCUGACCAUGUCAGUGUUCGGCUCUCCCUGCCGCAAAAGUUUAUUUGUUACCCUUAGAUAUUUGCUAUUCCCUACUGCGUUAAUGUUAUCUAUGUGGCGCAAUACGUCCUCGCAUUUGGUUGGGUUUUGUACUAAAACAUUUUUAACUGUUUCCCCAUUCAUGUUAACCAAUAAUUUAUUACGACACAAUAUAUCCUUUAGCCCUUCAAACGUUUGUUUCUGUUUUCGAACUAUCCAUUUGUAUAAGCGCCUUACCAAGUUGGAAUGAAACUCCCUGAAGUUGUCAUUCUGAGGUGUUAACUCGUUCCAUUUCCCCUGUACUUUUCCUCAUUGUAUCCUCCAUGUUUCAGCAGUAACAGUUUUACUGUCUCGUAAUUGUCCAACCUUUUCCUUAUGUCCUCAGUCAUUAGAAAUGACUGCAGUUCCCCUGUCAACAUCACCUGUAAUUCCGUGAUCCAUUCCUGUUUUGUUACACCGUUUUGCCUUUCAAUGUGUUCAAAGUUUACAAUUUAGUCGUCCAGUUGCAUGUCCCUGGCGUAUUUAGGGAGGCAUUUCAGCCCCCAAUAAACUCAUAAACUCGGUUAGUGUUUGUUGUAUUAGUAGCUGUUGCUAAUAGAUAUACUGUCUCGUGGGAUGAAAUGAAAAACUUAGCCCAAACAAGUAGACACUCAUCGCCAUGAGUGGAUGAACACGACACAUCAGGUUCAACAGCUUGUCAUUGGGAGCUCGUCCGAACUAAUCAAACGCUGUGAAGUACAAUUCCCGUCCGAAGCUGUGAAAUAUCAUCUCCGCCCAAAGCUGUGUGUCGCCCGUCCGACACUGUGAAGUAUGAACCUGUACAACGCUGUGAAGUAUCAAUACGUCUGCUAUGUGAAAUAUCUUUGUCCAUCUGUUCGAGGCUGUGUGUCACCAGUCCGAAGCUGUGUGGAGUGCUCGUCGGAGGCUGUGUGUCUCCUGUCCAACAGAAACUCGUCUGAAGCUGUGAAGUAUCAUUCCCGUCCGAAAUUGUGAAGCAUCGACCCGCCCGCUGUAUGAAGUAUCGUGGCCCAUCUGUCCGAGGCUGUGUGUCGCUCGUACGAAGCUGUCUGAAGUGCUCGUCGGAGGCUGGGUGUCUCCUGUCCCAGCUGAAUCGCCUGUCCGAUGCUAUUAACCACUGAUUGGUGUAUUUCACUGAGCUUUACACCGCCAAUUGAUGUAAACCAAUGCUGACAUACCCUUUUAAGGCAGUACACGUUUGUUGCCUUGAUCCUCUGCUGCUGUGUCCCGCUGUCCGUGGCACGAUCGAAUUAACUACGAGCAGAUCAUUACUGUGCCGACCCCAGAACAUCACCGCCCCUACAAUGGGAUCGUGUCUGCAUCUACGGCCUGAUCCCCACAGGGCCUGCUGCCGGGUCAACAAUGUGACCCCAAAUCGGACACUCCUCCAGCACACAUUAUUGCUUAAAAACUGUUACAUUCUUGUUAUUUUGUGUUGCGAGGUCAAGCCAAGCCAAGUCAAGUUAAGUUAAGUAAAAUAUUUAGAUACACAAUUGUUAUUAUUGUUAUAAUGUAUUAGUAUAUUAAUAAUCUAAUAUAAAGUGAAACGCUGUGCAUUUUUAGAACUUAUAUUUUAUAGGGGUAAAGAAUUAUAAUUGGAAACCAGAAGCAAAGCGAAGAGAACCACAUCGGAAAUAAUAGCCGAAUUUCUGGAGGUGGGAGAAAAGGACCUAAGAUUUAUGGGACAGGAGUUAGAACAAUAUGGAAGCGAACAAUUACACAACGUAAUAGUGACGAAACAAGACACCCCCCCCCCCCAAAAAAAAAAAAAAAAAAAAAAAAAAAAAAAAAAAAAAAAAACAAAAAAAAAAAAGCCUCCCCAGUGACAUGGAACUGGACGACUAAAUUGUAAACGUUGAACAUAUUGCCAGACAAAACCGGGUACCAAAAGAAGAAAAAAUCAGGAGUCAAGAGUUUAUGACAGUUACAUAUUUUGGUCCUUAUUUAGUUGAGUCCAAAAUUAAUGAUUUAAACUACAUUGUGUUAACACCAAAUCGUAAAAGAAAGAAACAGUUACCGGAUACGUCACAUUAAUAUGUUGGAAGAUUAUGUAGAAAGAAAUUGUGAUGAACAUUGUCCAUCCUCAGAAACUAAUGUUAACACAAUCUCAACUGUAGCUUCAGUUUGUAAGAAAAUAGUACUGAUACCUUUGAUAGUGUCCCAGAAAAAAUUGGUAAUUACAAUCUUAAAAAUUCAGAAAUAAUGGCCACCUUGGAUAAGAAACUAGGACAUUUGUCAUUGUCAGAGAAGGAUGUUGUUAACUCUGUUAUUGCAGAUUUUGUUUUACUCUUCCCUCAUGUGCCUGAUAAAACCAACAUUGCUGUACAUGAUGUUGACAUUGGCAAUGCAGUUCCGGUCAUGCAAAACCCCUUUAGGGUCAAUCCGGAAUACUUGAAAUAAUCUGGUCUGAAAUAAAAUACAUGCUUAAAAAUGAUAUCAUUGAACCAAGCUCUAGUAACUUGAGUUCACCAUGUAUUUUAGUCCCAAAGCCUGACAAAAGUUACAGGUUUUGUACUGACUUCAGGAAAGUGAAUGCAUUUACAAAGUCUGAUUCCUUUCUGAUUCCAUGGAUAGACGAUCUUAAUCAAUUAAUUCGAAUAGGUGAUGCCAAAUGUGUAACCAAGAUAGACCUACUAUCAGGUUAUUGGCAGGUUCCUCUAUCUGACAGAGCAAAAGAAAUCUCUGCUUUUUGUACUCCAGAUGGUUUAUACCAAUAUAAAGUAAUGCCUUUUGGAAUGGAAAAUGCCCCAGCUACAUUCCAACGUCUAAUCAAUAACAUUAUUGCUGACCAGGAAAAUUGCAGCGCCUAUAUUGAUGAUGUAAUUAUUUACAGUCAAGAUUUUUCAACUCAUGUAAACCAAUUAAGAUCUCUGUUUAAAAAAAAUGCAGGCAAAUGUAACUGUAAAUUUGAAUAAGUGUGAAUUUUGUCAUGCAACUGUGGAAUAUUUAGGUCGCAUAGUGGGUCAAGGUCAUGCUAAGCCUGUUCAAGAUAAAUGCUAUUGUAUCACUUCCACCAUCCACCACUAAAAACAGUUAAUGAGAUUAUUGGGAAUGGCCGGUUACUAUAGAAAAUUUUGCAAAAAAAUUCUCAAAUAUACCUUGCUCUGUGGUAAAAGAUGUUAGUGAUCUAUUUUCUUUGUUUAUCCCUAUCUGCCAGAAACCUCUGUUUAAAUCUAAGUGUGUAAAUAAUUUUAAAUAUACCAUUUCCUCUAAAAUUUCUCUGGUAUCCCUCAUAGGUUUAGCAUCUACUUUGGUGAUUUUGUUUAGUUACCUGUAGUCACAACAUAUUAUUCUUAUCUGUCUGACUUCUUUUUAAUAAUCAGAAUGGGUGAAGCAAUUGAGGAUUGUGAUCUCUGAAUUUUUAUAAGAUGUUCUAGUUCCUUUUUCAUUGCUCCUCCGUAUGCAUAAGGUAAUGAAUAUUUUUUUCUGCUUUAAUUUGGUUUCAGUAGUGUUAAGUUCUACAUUGUGUUCUGGUGUUGAUGUAUGAACUAGAUCAAAAGUAAUGACAUCUUUGAAUUCAGAGGUCAGUUCAGCAAGUAGUUUCUGGUAUUUCGUAGGUGCUGUCUUCUUGUUGUAGGUGCAUGGCACUGCGAAAAUUUCAUUCUCUAGAAUUUCAGGAAUUGUGUUGAUCCUAUCUACUUCAUCAUUUUUGUUGAAAAGGUCUAUGCGCAAAUUUUCAGUUCUCUAUUCAUAUCUAUCACAUAGUCAACUUUGUUUAGCUUCUUAUUUACUAUAUAUGGUCCCUGCCAAAUCUUCUCCCCUCUUCUAUUUGGUAGCCAAACAUAAACAUUGUCUUUUUCCUUUAAAUUUCUCAAGUAUCUAUGUGUUUUUUUUUAUGUUUCUUUGACUUCUAGCUUCUCUCUCUGUAUUUUCUUUAGCCUAUUGUAGUCCAUAAACUAUUUUUUCUCUAAUGUUGGUAAUGAUGUCAAAAGAGUCUUGAGAUGUUUGUUCUAUUCCUAAUAAAGUCUCCUUAAAGAUCGAUAGUGGGCUUCUUUCGUUAUUUGUUAAACAUGCUUUAAAUAUUUUUGAAUGCCAGGCCAAAAAUGUCAAGCGAAAUUCUGUUCAUUGUUUUUUUUUUAAAAUUCCCAUAUGACCUGCUAAUUGGAUGCCAAGUACCGUUUGAAUUAUCAGAUUUCUCAAACUAUCUGGGAUGCCUAUUUGACUAGUACUAAUCUGUUCUUUAUUAAAUUUCCUGAUAAGUAUUUGUUCUGUAUAAUAUAUUAGUGACCUAUGAAUGGCUUUUACUUUGUACCGCGCUUCGAGACUUUGGGGAUGAAGCGUGUUUUUAAAAUAAACUUGAUUAUUAUUAUUAUUGUGAAUCUGUACAUGAUCCUCUUGUAAUUUGAUUAAUUCUUCCAGUGUAAGUGGUUUAGAUAUACCUAAUAUUUCUUUUGGUAUAGUUUUAUUAUUUUGUUCUUUUUUUUUCUUCUUGUCUACUUGUGACAGCGUUGAUAGUUUAAAUGUAAAGUCCUUUUUGCUCUAUCCAUUCUAAAAAUAAUGCUUGAGAGUUACUUGGGAUUCCUGGAUAAUUUCCAAUGGUUAAAGGACAAUUAGGGUUACCUAUUAAUGUAGAUUUUACUGUUGCUGUCAACCAGGGAAAUACAUGUUUAGCAAGUGCCUUCUUGCAUUUAAUUUCAAUGUUGUUUGCUAAUGUUACCUUGGUUGUUUCCUUGAAGUAAUCAGAUACAUUCAUAUAAUUUUGGCAACCACAAUUGUUGCCUGUGUCUCUCACACAUUGGAAUAAGUUUUUGUUAAUGUAUGACGGAAAUAAUUCAAAUUUUCCCUUAUUAUGGCAUGCUGCUUCCAGGGUCUCUGCAGAUCUAUUGUGUUUUUUUUAUAGAGUAGUUGUUUUGCCGUCUUGAUUGAUAUCUGUUAUAAUUUCUAUGUCUUUGUCUAAUCCUAAAUUGUGUGUUGUAUUGCUUCCUGUGAUUGUUUCUGUUGGGGCUACUGUAAUUUCUUAUCUUUCGGUAAAAUCACGAAAUGUGGAUCUAUACAUGUGCUGCUGUUCUCCAUAUCUGUUUCCUUAAUUUCAUGCUUGUAAUCUGUUUCUUGAUUCAAUUUCUAAUUUCCUUAAUUCUAAUUCUCUUUUCUCCUUUUGGGCCCUUCUUUCUUGUUCCUCUUUUUGUGCAUUUGAUGCAGCUAGCCUCUCUUCUCUUUCCUUUUCUCUUUGCUUAUCUAGCUCUCUUGUUACAAAUUCAGUCUUUUGUCUUCUUUUAUCCCGAAUUGUUUAGCAAUUUUUAAUAUUUCUAAGUAUGUUAUAUUUAUUUUUUAUAUCUUUGUCACUUAUGGAACUAGUUUAGUGUUGUGCACUAAUGCACUAUGAAAAAUAAUUGACAUUCUAUGCUUUGUUGAAAUUACAAUGUUGACAAAAUCAAUGUUGUCAUAUUACAAUAACCAAAAACUGUUUAUACAAUCAGUGUGACAAUAGUAGUAGACUUCGCAAAAGGAGCUGAAAAUUAGAUAUAUAUGUCUUCCAUUAUUACCAUGGAGCCACUGGGUCAUAAGUUCUAAAAACACAAUAUUGAGACCACAAUAGUUAGAGAUUCGGUUUUGUCUAAAUGUAUGACGCGUUUAUUUUAAUACAUUUAAGCGUACGAGCAUUACAGAACAAAGCAAAAAGUUGCUCGAGUAAAUUUGUAAUUUUAAAAUAUUCUCCUUAAAACUUAAAGGGAAAAAAAAUGAAUUAAUGUGCUUUCACUCAUACUUUAAGCUUAGGAUAUAAAGAGAGAGUGUCCUCAAACUUUAUACAUUUGGAUAUGUUACUUAUUGAACUUUGACAUGGUUGAAAGAAAAGUUUUUCAACAAGGACCUAAUUCGCAUGCGCAUAAUAUGGAUUAAUUUAAAUUUAGCUUACGGAUUCACUUUUUUAGAUAUAGAAUUUUUAAAGUUCUCCAGCGUUUGACAAAUAGUUUGGGGUAGUUUGACACAUCAUGUUUAAUUUAUUCACUCCAGUGACAAAGUAAAAUAAUUCAAAAUCUGACACGCUUAGCUAAGUCUUCAUUGCAAAAUCUAGACUCAUUUUAAAUAAAUAUUUUCGAAAUUGUUUUUGUAUUCAAAAAUAUCCAAAAAAAAAUGUAUAUGCUUUGGAUGGAAAUUAGUCAGUUUAAAUAAAAUAACUAGUUUCCUUAAAUAUAUGUAUAUAUGUUACAUUAAAAAGGAAAUUGAUUAUAGUAAAUGAAGAUAAUUUAACUUUAAAAAGUUUGUUGAUAAAUAUUUUCACCACAUACUAAAUUGUUUCCGUGUUACUUCUUAGAAAAAAACAAUGCUGACGAGGCAUUACAACCACUAAACUCCGGAGAACCAGUAUUAAGUAAGUAA